AUGGCCGACGAUCUCGAUGUGGAGGCCCUUCUUGAGGCUUCUCUGAAGUCCACACAGACACAUAAGGAUGCGCCGCAGCAAGAGGCAUCUUCCAGCUCAGAGGUAAGCAAGAAUGGAUCUGCACACGACAAAGUGAGUAGAAGUGAGAAGGAGUCCAAAUCCGACUCCAAGGACGACAAACACCGGAAGAGAAGGUCUAAAUCGCGUAGCAGGUCCCGCGACCGUCAUAGGCACAAGCGCAGGAGGCAUUCACGUUCCCGGUCGCGCGAUCGCCGUUCGCGUCGUUCGCGCUCUCGCUCUCGCUCACCCCGGGGAAGAGACAGGAGGGACCGUGACAGGGGCAGAGACCGGGACAGCGACCGUGAUCGCGACAGGGACCGAGACCGCGAUCGCAGGCGAGACAGGGAUCGUCGUGGCGCAGGUAAAGAUGACGAGAUACUCACUCCCGAAGAGCAGGAACGGAGGAGGAAGCAAAAGGAGGCCGAGGAGGCCGAUCGGGACGAGCGCACCGUGUUCGCGUCCAAUCUUCCCAUCCGCGCGAGUGAGUCGGAGCUCUUCGAAUUCUUCGGCAAGGCUGGCAAAGUGCAUGAUAUCCGUUUGAUUACGGAUCGCAACUCGCGAAAGUCGAAGGGCUUUGGCUACAUCGAGUACCUCGACAAAUCCUCUGUUCCCCUUGCGCUGCAUCAACUUAACGGCACCCAAUGCAAGGGACAGACGGUGCUGGUGCAGAUCACCCAAGCCGAAAAGAAUCGCGCCGCUGCAGCGGCUGCGGCAGCGGCGGCCAACGCUCCACCGUCCCUCUCUGCGCCCACGCGUCUUUACGUGGGCAAUCUGCACACCGAUCUCGCGGAGGACGACCUGAGGACGGUCUUCGAGCCGUUCGGCGACAUCCAGCAGAUCAAUCUGCACAUUGACCCCGAAACGGGCCGCUCGAAGGGCUUUGCCUUCGUACAGUACAAGUCGCCCGAGGAUGCCAAGAAGGCGCUGCAGCACUGCAAUGGAAUGGAGCUCGCGGGGCGACAGCUGAAGGUGGGCAUCGUCUCCGAUCCAGGCACCCUCACCGCGGGCGGACCCGGUGCCGGCCUCGGCGGUCCGAUCGGCUUCGGAGGCGGUGGAGCCUUUGGCGGCGGCGGCGGCUUCGGAGGUGGCGGCUUCGGAGGCGGCGGCGGCGGCCUCAACGAGCUGGACGACGAAGGCGGCGGUCUGGGCCUCAACGCCCAAUCGCGCGCCAUGCUGAUGGCCCGGCUCGCGGGCCAGACGGGCGGGGCCGGCUUUCCCUCGCUCCCCGGUGCGCCGAUGGGCUUCCAUGGCAUGACCCCGGCCGGCCUGGGUCUCCUGCCCGGCGUCCUGCCGGGUUUGGGCAUGCCGGGCAUGCCCGGUCUGCCGUCUGCGCUCGGCGGAUUGGGCGCCCCCUCUCCGCUCCUGCCCACGGCCGGCGCCAUGCCCAUGCCCACUCCGAUCAUCCCGCCGACCGUCGCUCCUCGGCCCGUCGUGGCCUCGGCCUUCAUGCUCCUCAAGAACAUGUUUGAUCCCGCACAGGAAACGGAGCCCAACUUCCACCUGGACAUCCAGGAGGACGUGACGGAGGAGUGCAGCAAGUACGGCAAGGUGCUGCAGUGCCACGUCGUACGGGAUUCCCCCUCGGGUCUGGUCUACCUCAGGUUCGAAUCUUCCGAAGGAGCGGCCAAGGCGAUCCAAGCGCUGAACGGUCGUUGGUUCGCUGGCAAGGUAAUCUCGGCCGAGUUCAUCGACGAGAACACCUUCGCCGCCGGCUGCAAGCUGUGA
Molecule: messenger RNA, 1785 nt
Organism: Acanthamoeba castellanii str. Neff
Lineage: Eukaryota; Discosea; Longamoebia; Acanthamoebidae
Product: splicing factor, CC1like subfamily protein
Exons: 8
Coding region: 1-1785 (594 amino acids)
Biological process (GO): mRNA processing
Cellular component (GO): nucleus
Molecular function (GO): RNA binding
Source: RefSeq, a predicted model, not a curated record